AUGGAAGGUCGUGAUGUCGAGACUCCACCGGAAUACAGUGGAUGGUUCGCUCAGUCUGGUCUUGUUUCUCCAGCUGACAGGGACAAUUAUAAGCUUAGUAACAAAACUUGUCUCCUUGAACAAGUUCUGAAGAAGUGCGAAGAAAUUGGAGAUAAGCUACUGGUCUUCUCUCAGUCACUUGAGUCAUUAUCUCUGAUAAAGCGAAUGUUGGAGUAUCUCGACCAAACAGGGCAGUGGUUUUCCGAUGGUCAUGAUGCAGUGAAAGCCGAUGGCGAAAAGUGGGGUUGGAAAGAGGGCAAAGAUUACAUGGUUAUCGACGGGUCUGUGCAGUCCGGCAAGAGGGAUUCCGUGCAAGUGAAAUUCAACAAUCCUGCAAAUUUGCGUGCUCGAUUAAUGUUAAUUUCUACACGUGCUGGCUCCCUCGGCACCAAUAUGGUGGCAGCAAACCGUGUCAUAAUAUUUGAUGCGUGCUGGAAUCCUUCCCAUGACACUCAAUCGCUUUUCCGCGUCUAUCGAUUUGGUCAAACGAAGCCCGUGUAUAUUUAA
This is a messenger RNA of Ostertagia ostertagi, 546 nucleotides long. Lineage: Eukaryota; Metazoa; Nematoda; Chromadorea; Rhabditida; Trichostrongylidae. The record is from the annotation of a GenBank genome assembly.